ACUGGUUGAACAUUAUGCAAACAAAGAAACUUGUAAACAGCAGCAAUCAUCAUACUCAAAUACUCAUUUCUGUACAUUGUAAAAGCACAAAAAAAAAUAGAUGUUAGACAAACGAUAAAAACGCGCAUCAAAUAUCAGUAUUGUGUUUCAUUGGCAUAAGCUGGUAUCGUGGUUUAUUGUAUGCAGUGCGAUAAAAAACGACGUAGUGGGGCAUCAAGGGUCGUCUGUAUAUAAAAACAGAUUUAUUUUGCAUCGAUGAGAGUGCAGUUAUGACAGUUUCGUUGGAUUCAUUUCGAUAAGCCUCGCAUAGAUAAACGCAUCCUCAUCCAAUUAUAAUCUUCAUUUAAUUGUUGUAGUUUUUACCAAUUAUGGAGCAAGCUGAGAGUACAUUCCGUUUUGUGUACAGUUCGUCACUAGAUCAUAAAGUCACGAUUAAAAUUGGCACAUUGGAAGGUUUGAAACACAAGCCAAACUAUGAAAAACUGCUAGAAAAUCCAUUGCUUCGUUUUUCGGGCUUAUAUUUGGACCAAUGCCCACCGUUGUUGGUGCGAUUACAAUUGUUUAAUAAUGGAGAACCAAUCGGAUUGCCUGUGACCACAUCGUACAAGGCAUUCACCAAGCGAUACAAUUGGAAUGAAUGGGUGACCUUGCCACAUUUGUUUAGUGAAUUGCCACGAACGGCCAUGUUGGCAAUAACAAUAUUGGACUGUGCUGGUGCUGGCAAAAUGACAGUCGUUGGCGGCACAACAAUCUCUUUGUUUGGAAAAAAUGGCGUCUUUCGUCAGGGAAAUUUCGACUUGAGAGUUUGGGCAGAUACAGAAGCGGAUGGAAAUUUGAGCACAACAACACCGGGCAAGGGGAAAGAUAAUUCAAAAAAUCAAAUGCAACGUUUGGCCAAACUGGCAAAGAAACAUCGUAACGGUCAAAUACCGAAAGUCGAUUGGCUCGAUCGUUUAACGUUUCGUGAAAUUGAGAUGAUAAACGAACGUGAGAAAAGCGAAUCCGAAAAUAUGUUCUUGUUAAUUGAAUUUCCGACGGUUUUAUGCGAACAAACAAAUCAAACGUAUUCCAUUGUAUAUUUUGAGCCCGAAGGAGAUCUUCAUUACAAAUUCAAUUCGAAACCGAAACUGGUAACCGUGCCGGAUACAGAAAUAUUGCAGGAAAAUUUGAUCGAGCGAAAACAUCAUAAAUUGGCACGUUCGGCACGUUCGGGAUUAAGUGAUCGUGAUGCAAAACCAACGGCAAAAAUUCGAGAUAGAUUGCAUACAAUCAUAUGUUAUCCACCAACGAAACCAUUGACAAGCGAAGAACAAGAUUUAGUGUGGAAAUAUCGAUUUUAUUUAACGAAUAACAAAAAAGCGUUGACGAAAUUUUUGAAAUGCAUCAAUUGGGAAACGAAUUCUGAAGUGAAACAGGCUAUUAUUAUGCUACAACAAUGGACACCAAUGGAUGUUGAAGAUGCACUUGAACUUCUCAGUCCAACAUUUACACAUCCAGCAAUUAGGGGAUAUGCAAUAACACGAUUGAAGCAGGCUCCAGAUGACGAUUUAGUAUUGUAUUUGCUGCAAUUGGUUCAAGCCUUGAAAUAUCAGAAUUUUGAUGACAUUGAGGAGGCAUACAAUCAAAUAGCCGUAGAUAGUGAUGUCAUCAAGUCCAUUGACAGUGAUAACUUUGAAAAUAGUAGUUUUUCAUCGAAUACUGACUCACAUCAGCAGCCAACACAUUCCGAUACUCAUUUAACCGUACAGUCAUUGCAACAGCAUCAAAAACACAGUUCGAUGGACAAAAGCCAAGGAUUCACAUCGCAAGCAGAUGGUGGUGGAAGCUCAUUUGGUGGUGCAAUGCAUAUGAGUCGGAAUACUAUUGCCAGCAAUGCAACCGAUUUAAAUGUGACCACAUCUCAGGUUGAUCAGUCAAAUGCCAGUCAAACGUUGAUAAGCGAGUCAUCGUUGCUGGCCACUUGCAAUUUAGCAACAUUUUUAAUCCAACGAGCAUGUAAGAAUCCAACACUAUCCAAUUAUCUCUAUUGGUAUUUAUAUAUUGAAUGCGAAACGCAUGAUACGAUUCGUAAGCAAGACGAAAGAGUAAAACAUAUGUAUGAAACUGUGUUGAAAAUCUUCAAACGUACCCUAAUGUCAAAUGCUGAACUGAAGGCGAUCAAAGUUAAUUUGGAAAAGCAACAAUUAUUCAUUGAGGAAUUGGUGAAACUUGUCAAGAUUGUGGCCAAAGAAUCGGGCAAUCGCAAGAAAAAGUGUGAAAAAUUUCAACAACUAUUAGGUGACAGCGAUGCAUUUCGCAUUAAUUUUUCAAAUUUUGACCCCAUUCCAUUGCCACUUGAUCCAUCGGUCAUUAUUCGUGGAAUUGUUCCCAUGAAAGUGUCAUUGUUUAAGAGCGCCUUAAUGCCAGCAAAAUUAAGCUUUAUCACCGAUACCGAUGAAGAAUACGUGGCUAUUUUCAAGUACGGCGAUGAUUUGCGUCAAGAUCAAUUGAUUCUACAAAUGAUUACGCUGAUGGAUAAAUUACUGCAAAGAGAAAACAUGGAUUUGAAACUCACACCAUAUCGCGUACUGGCAACGAGCUAUAAACACGGUUUUAUGCAGUACGUUGAUUCGAUAACAGUUGCUGAGGUGCUUGCCACAGAAGGAAGCAUUCAAAAUUUCUUCAAAAAACAUCAUCCAUGCGAAAAUGCACCGUACGGCAUUGCACCCGAAAUAAUGGAUACGUACAUUCGUAGCUGUGCUGGAUAUUGCGUCAUCACAUACUUGUUGGGUGUUGGAGAUCGACAUUUGGAUAAUUUACUGUUAACCACUUCGGGAAAAUUGUUCCAUAUCGAUUUUGGGUACAUUCUGGGCCGCGAUCCAAAACCAAUGCCACCGCCUAUGAAACUCAGCAAAGAAAUGGUCGAAGGAAUGGGUGGAAUUUACACUGAUGAUUAUCAUGAAUUUCGAAAAUAUUGUUACACAUCAUUCAUACAUUUGAGACAGCAUGCCAAUGUCAUCUUGAAUUUAUUCACUUUGAUGAUUGAUGCAUCUAUUCCGGAUAUCGCCCUUGAGCCGGAUAAAGCAGUGAAAAAGGUUGAAGAAAAUCUUAAACUUAAUCUAGAUGAUGAAGAAGCGGUUCAACAUUUACACGGUUUGUUAGACGCAUCGAUUUCCGCAGUAAUGCCAGCACUUGUUGAGCAACUUCAUAAAUUGGCACAAUAUUGGCGAAAAUAAGGACAAUUCCAUGUCGAAAUUCGAAUAUUUUGCAAUUAAAAUGGAAUAUACUGAAUCGCUGGUUAACAAUAACAGAUAUAAGAAAAGAGUAUGUCAUUUUUUUUAAUUUAUGCGAUAUUUUAUUUAUCAUCAAUUUCUAACUGAAAAACCAAUAAAUAAAGUAUAUUUUCUAAAUAAAACCAA
Contarinia nasturtii (swede midge) is the source of this 3398-nucleotide messenger RNA. It is a transcript of the gene Pi3K59F, whose product is annotated as phosphatidylinositol 3-kinase catalytic subunit type 3. Gene Ontology annotation, biological process: autophagosome assembly; autophagy of peroxisome; phosphatidylinositol-3-phosphate biosynthetic process. Gene Ontology annotation, molecular function: 1-phosphatidylinositol-3-kinase activity. The transcript has 11 exons. Gene Ontology annotation, cellular component: phagophore assembly site; peroxisome; phosphatidylinositol 3-kinase complex, class III, type II. The coding region runs from base 369 to 3215 and encodes 948 amino acids. NCBI's taxonomy places the organism in Eukaryota, Metazoa, Arthropoda, Insecta, Diptera, Cecidomyiidae. The record is from RefSeq and is a predicted model, not a curated record.